Molecule: messenger RNA, 1506 nt
Organism: Myodes glareolus (Bank vole)
Lineage: Eukaryota; Metazoa; Chordata; Mammalia; Rodentia; Cricetidae
Gene: Pcgf1
Product: polycomb group ring finger 1
Biological process (GO): negative regulation of transcription by RNA polymerase II
Cellular component (GO): PRC1 complex
Molecular function (GO): promoter-specific chromatin binding
Source: RefSeq, a predicted model, not a curated record
CAUCAUUAACCAGGGCCUAUUCCCCCCACCCCCGGCAGCAGCGAGAGAGUGGGGGGUAAGAUCGCCACGUUCCCGGAGGGUCUCUCCCUCCCCACCCCACCCAAAGCACCCUCUCCGAGACUUCGCGAAGCCGGGAGAAACUCCCGCGGUGGAGCGGGGAGAAGGCCCGCCACCCGGACGCAGUUUCGCAGCGCGGACGCCGCAGCAGCCGAGUAGGGUCGCACUGCAGGGUGAGGACCCGGGUUCUCAGGCGAGGUCGAGUCCCAGGACUCCCACUCUUCGGGGCAGCAGCGGGCGGCGAUCGCACGGCCUCGGGGUCGGAGGGCACAGGCUAUCUAUCACAAGCUCCUGAAGUUGAUCCAGAGGUCGGGUGCGCACCGUCGGAAGGACGCCCGUGGGAGGGAGGAAUACCGGGAUCCUGCUUCACGACCACCCCCCCCCCACUCCCUAAUGACCAAGGGGAGGGGGGGCCAGCGGGCUCAGGUGAGCACACGGGGAAAGCGAAGGGGUGAGGGCGGGGUGUGCCGGAAGAUUAGCCAAUCCGGAGAAUUUGAGGCCCUCGUUGCUAUGAUACAAGUCCCGCCCCGCAGGCGGUACCGGAAGUGGCGGGCUGGGAUCAGCCUUUAAGAUGGCGUCUCCUCAGGGGGGCCAGAUUGCGAUCGCGAUGAGGCUUCGGAACCAGCUCCAGUCAGUGUACAAGAUGGACCCGCUACGGAACGAGGAGGAGGUCCGGGUGAAGAUCAAAGACCUGAAUGAACACAUCGUCUGCUGCCUGUGUGCCGGCUACUUCGUGGAUGCCACCACCAUCACAGAGUGUCUCCACACCUUCUGCAAAAGUUGUAUUGUGAAGUACCUGCAGACCAGCAAGUACUGCCCCAUGUGCAACAUCAAGAUCCACGAGACGCAGCCUCUGCUCAACCUCAAGCUGGAUCGGGUCAUGCAGGACAUAGUCUAUAAACUGGUACCAGGCUUGCAAGACAGUGAAGAGAAGCGGAUUCGGGAAUUCUAUCAGUCCCGAGGUUUGGACAGAGUCACCCAGCCCAGUGGGGAAGAGCCAGCCCUGAGCAACCUUGGCCUCCCUUUCAGCAGUUUCGACCACUCUAAAGCCCACUAUUAUCGCUAUGAUGAACAGCUGAGCCUGUGCCUGGAGCGGCUGAGUUCUGGCAAAGACAAGAAUAAAAACGUCCUUCAGAACAAAUAUGUCCGAUGCUCUGUUAGAGCUGAGGUUCGCCAUCUCCGAAGGGUUCUGUGUCACCGCCUAAUGCUAAAUCCACAACAUGUACAGCUCCUUUUUGACAAUGAGGUUCUCCCUGAUCACAUGACAAUGAAGCAGCUAUGGCUGUCCCGCUGGUUCGGCAAGCCAUCUCCUUUGCUUUUACAAUACAGUGUGAAAGAGAAGAGGAGGUAGGGGCCAGACUUGCUUCCACCCCCUUCCCACCCCUCCCCAGAUAUUUAUGUGAAAUUAACUGUGGCUUUAUUUUUUGAAAUAAAAGCUUUUAAAAAGCA